Molecule: messenger RNA, 6417 nt
Organism: Carassius auratus (goldfish)
Lineage: Eukaryota; Metazoa; Chordata; Actinopteri; Cypriniformes; Cyprinidae
Gene: hhat
Product: hedgehog acyltransferase
Exons: 12
Coding region: 172-1698 (508 amino acids)
Biological process (GO): protein palmitoylation
Cellular component (GO): endoplasmic reticulum
Molecular function (GO): palmitoyltransferase activity
Source: RefSeq, a predicted model, not a curated record
UGCCUACAGUAAUGAAGGGACUCAUGGGGUUAAAAUACUGUGAUAGGACGUAAUGGUCAGGAUAGCCAAUCAGGUUGUAGGGGCGUGACAAAUCUCGGAAGCAUAGGGCGGAGCUUCGCGGCAGUGUUUGGCUGGCACGAGAGUUUAUCUGUUGGAUUUUAUUCAGCUUUCAUGACUCCACAAUGGGAGCUGGUAUCUCUCCCUCGAUGGGAGAUGAUGGCAUACUGGAUUCUCUCCUUCUCCUCCCAUCUCUAUUCUUUCUACCAGUUGCACAGGUUUUCCAAAGAGCAUGAGGUCAGCCUGGACAGAGAGGUGCAGCUGGAGAGAGGAUUCCUUAUAUGGGGAUUCAAGAAGGACCCUACAGAUUUUGAGUGGAGUUUUUGGAAUGAGUGGGCAUGGCAAUCUCUUUUGUGGUCUUUGAUUGGCCAUGCUGUGGUCUCUAGAUUGGCAGAUAAUUUUUUGCCUCAGUUCCGACUGGCAGUCAUAACGGUGUAUGGCUUCCUCUCAGCUGGGUGGCUUCUCGGCGUGCGAGGCUUGAGUGUCUUGAUGUUGCAUCUGAGCAUCUCAUUGGUGGUUGCUCAGCUACGUAGCCCCAUCCUCUCAUGGUUUUGCUCCCUCCUGCUACUCUCCACACUCAAUAUCACUGCCCUCCAGGAUUUACAGCGUGGUUUGUACACUUCUGAAGACCAGUACUACCUCUUGCUCUUUAGUACUGCUGUUUGUAGCUUGCGCUGCAUUAGCUUCAGUCUGGAGCUGUGCUGGCACCCACUGCAGGCCGGAGGACCAAACCACUGCUCCCAUCUAGAGGAAAAACGACUGAAAACUCUGAUUUUUCAGUUCUACAAGCUCACUGCCUACUGUUUCUAUCACCCCCUGUUUUACAAUGGACCUAUUGUGACCUACAGAGACUUCAGUGAACAGAUAGAGAGGCCAGUGUGUAAAGUCUCUGUGGUGUACGUGCUGAGUGGAAUACUGCGUGUGUGUGUCUGGUGGUGUUUAGCCGAAUUCAUGAUCCACUUCAUGUACAUGCACGCCAUCCAGAGCAACGAAACCUACCUGGAGAUGCUGCCGCCCUGGGCACUGGGUGGUUUGGCUCUUGCGUUGGUCCAGUUUUUUUACAUAAAGUACCUGGUCUUGUUUGGAGCGGUGUCUCUGUUUGUCAGACUGGAUGGACUGGAGCCGCCAAAGUUACCACGCUGUGUCAGCAUCAUGUACAGCUUCACUGGGAUGUGGAGACACUUUGACGUGGGGCUUUACAAAUGGCUCAUCAGGUACAUAUAUGUGCCGCUGGGCGGCUCUCAUCACGGUGUGUUCCGGAAACUCGUCUCCACUGCGCUGGCCUUUGGGUUUGUGUGUUUCUGGCAUGGUUGCCAUGACUACCUGCAGUACUGGGCCGUGCUAAACUGGGUUGGGGUGUUGGUGGAAAACGGCCUCGCACUCCUCUUUUCCUCUCGUCCAUUUCAUCACGUUAUUGUGCGUUGCCUGUCACCUCGGAUGCAGAGGCGUGGCCUAGCGCUUAUCUCCGCCCUCUCCACUGCUUUUCUGAUUCUGUCCAAUCUGCUUUUUCUGGGUGGGAUCCAUGUGGGCAGAAUCUUCUGGAAGAGGGUGUUUGUCCAAGGCUGGUCAUCUGUGGCCGUUCCAAUGGUUGCUUUUCUCUAUUGCUUUGCUCAAGUUGGUCUUGAGUGGGACAUGAGAUGACAACGCCCCUCAGAGCAGAAUCAUGGGAAGGCAAAGUUUCUCACAAAAAACACUUCGGUAUUUCCAAUAGUUCGGACCAAUCACAAUGUGCACAGCCAGCAUUCCUAUCAGCUCUUUCAAUAUCACGUGUUUGUAUAGUAGCAAUGCUGUAUUUGACCAGCGUGUGUGUGGAAAUGAAAUGAUGUGAGUGCUCCAGGUGUGUGUUUGAUGGUUAAUCCUGUCGCUGCUUUAUUUAUGAGUUUGUCUGAACACUGAUGGUGACACAUGUCUCUGAUCAGCAGCCAGGAUACAGCCUGACCAUUGCUCUCUCUCUUUCUCUCUCCCUCGUCCCUCCAUCUGUGUAGAUUUCCUUCCUCUUGUUCAUUUUGUCCCUCUGAUCUUUCUUGUCCUGAUCUCUCCAUCUCAUGUUGUUAUCCAUCAUUCUCUCAUUCUCCUUGUGUGUACCUGCUUCGGUCUUCUUACUAACAGCUCAAGCUGCUGGAUGUGGUUAAUUAGAUCAGUGAUCUGCUAGCCUGGAGUUUCUCCUUUAUUAGAGAGAGCUCGACAUGUGUGUGUUUCAGUGUUAGGGGGAUUACACUUUAAAGAGCUUUAUCUCUGCAGCGUACCUUUAUCAGCAUCAGAUUAAUCACUCAUAAUCCCUUCACAAAAAUCUCUCUCUCUUCAUUUCAAUUUUAGUGUUCUUUAUUGGCAGGAUAAAACUGUAUAUUUGUAGUACCAUAUAAAGAAUAAAAACAGCCAUACUGUCAUUGCAGCAUAAAAGCAAUGAGAAUUUUUAAGAAAAGUAAAAUAGAAUGAAAAGAAAAGUAGAUCUGAAUUAAAUAUAAAAAGAUGUAUUAUUAAAAUAAUUAAAGGGACACACUUUGUAAUAUCAGUUUGCUAUGAUUGCGGUCUCUUUCUCCAUCUCUUCUCUGUGAUAUGAUGAUAUUUUAGUAAAUGGUUAUGGAAGAGGUCAUGCUUGGCCUGCCCUUUCUGUGAGUCAUACUGAAAUUACUGACAUCACAUUUUACACAGGUCCGUGUGUGUGUGUGUGUGUGUGUGUGUGUGUGUGUGUGUGUGUGUGUUACUCAACACAGGUCACUCUGCUAUUAAUGAAUGGUAAUUAGUAUGUAGCAUUACAGUCUUCAAAGUGUACAUAAUUGCACAGUUCAAAAUGUUCUCUCUCCUUAAAGUAAGCAUGAAUGGUCAUUUACACCUUGCAAUGUGGUGCAUUAGUGUAUUUAGUGAAUUUGAAUAUUUCAUGAGAUAAAAUAUUGGGCUGGAUUUAAUUGAAUUUAUUGGGAGUUGGACUGGAUGAUGUAAAGUUGUUGUAACUUACCACAAUGGAGCUAGAAAUUAAAGCAAUUUUGCUUAAGCAAUGUUUAAAUAUCUGUUGGUGAUUAUUAAAUAUUUAUGGACAAUUUAAUACUUUUGAAUCAUAUUAAAUUGGGCCAAUUUUAAUUUCAUGCUGACUUCAAAGCUUUCAUAACUAUCUUGCAUAAAAUGACAGCAAUCAAGUAAAGAGAGUAUAAGCAAAAAUUAAGUAUAGAAAAUAUUUUAUUAUCAUAAAUAAUAUUUUACAGCAAUUUUACAAAUUUUGUAUUUGUGCUUUUACAGUAGUAAUUUCCAUGUGGAGAAAUGAUUUCAGUGUGGAGGUUUCAGUCAGUGGAUAAUGACCAUGCUGUCUGCUGACUACAUCUGAAGUUGAGUUAGGGCUGUUUUUAAAGAACGCCCCUUCGUAGAACUUCUGUGAGCAGACAGACCAAACCCUGCGGUGUGACAGAACUGCACAGCUCCGUUUGAACUUCACUAUCAAAAUACUCAUAGUUCCCCAAAACACUAUGACAUCCCUUCUGUUCAAACACAUAUUUGGACCAACACACAAACUGAAAUGCUCUGUGUGUGUGCGCGCUAGCAUGUUUGGUUGAAUUUCACAAAGUCUGACAUGAACCUUCAAAGGAAAAAAGAAAAAAAAUAUAUUGUGUAGAAAUAAAAUGUGUUUUUAGAUUUUAUCAUGUUCAAUUCUCAGUACUCUAAUAAUAAUAACUUCAAUUAAAUGUAAGAUUUUAUAUUUAAUUAAUAUUCAUUUUAUUUUAAUAAUUAUGAAAACAAUCUUUUUUUCUUUUGAUUUGGGGUUUAAAUGGGGGUGUUUUCUCUUUUAGGCUUUUGUGAAAUAAAUCCGACCAUAGAAAAGUUUCUCAAUCACGGACUGGUGUCUGGUCUCUAAUCAUGUAGUGGCCAAUUUUGUUGUCGAGACACGGUACUUUGGUUCUCAAGUCUGAAAAAACUAUGCAAACUCCCUAAAGUGAGUCUAAGAUCUGUGAGGAUUCAUUUCCCCUCGCUAAAUGCAAAUUUGAACUCGCUCUCCAAGAGUCAGACAGGUCUGCUUCAAAGAGUGAAUCCAUUAGCUCUAUGGGGUAAGAGGCAAGAGAUUAAAUACUCAUGCAGUAGAGGAGUACUUUCUUUUUAAUGGUAAUUUAUUCCAUUUUCCUUUGUAUUUACCAUGCAUAUCUUAACCUUAUUUUAAGUGCAAAACAAGCCAUGCUGUUGGCGUAUUUGAUCAAAUCGGUCACGAUCAGAUGGUAACGUGUCUCUGCGAGUAAACCAUGCUAGUGUCCAAGGCUGCGCAUUUCUUCUUAAACAAAUCAGCUCUGUAAAAUCCUCACUCUCAUUUUCUCUCACGAUGAAAAAGUGCAUUCUCUGAAUAUUAUGACUGUUAUUGCUGUGCUGCAGAGGCAUGCAGUUACAUCAGGGCUGCGUUUGUUUUGUUAUAUUACAUUGAUUACAUCAUGUGGUUCAGGUUAAAUGUUAUAUCUGGGCUGGAGGAGCAUGGCAGGAAUAAUCUGGGUGAAAUACAGCAGCAAUGAUUAUUGCUUCAGAAUCAGCUCAGGCUGAUGCUUUACAUUCCAGUUUACAUGGAUUUGCAUGUCAGUAUUGUUAUUAGUAUCACUGUAACAUUCAUAUGUCUUAUUUAAAAUCAGUUCUGGGUUGCUCUCUAAAAGAUGGUGAAGUAACAGCACGGGGUAAAACCGCUAAACCUUUUCCAUUCCAGCUCAGCAUUUGGAGUAUAAGCAAAUGACCCAUAAUAUUAAAGCUAAUUAAGAUGUCGUUAUUGUAAGACAUGCUCUGAAGCAUAAAACAACCUUAAUUGGAAUUUUACCAUUUAAUAUCGUUUCUCCGGCAUCCUGCUGACAGAAUGAGAUAAUUAUCUCUCAAGGGCAAUAAUACACACAUAUAUAUAUAUAUAUAUAUAUAUUUUAAAGAAACUAGGAUGUAAAAAAUCUUCAUACUGUAUAAAUGUAUCUUUGUUGUAAACAGAAAUAAAUCUUCAUGUUGUUAGAGCUACUCGUCUUUUUUUCCCAACACAAAAUCAGUUUUCAUCACAUUUAUAUUAGGUAUGAUUUUUGAUAUGACCUUGGUAGCGUUUUGGUUUUAGGUCAUUUUUCUGAGUCAUGUUUCUCUCUCUUUGCUCUCAGGUGAUACUGACCUCAGCACAUCUCCUGUGGACUUGAUAAUAACUUCUCUAACCUGAGAACAUCACACAGCAUGCUAACAUGUCCCUUAACCGCUCACAGUAUGUUCAUAACCACAAUUCGCAACAUGCGUGCGAGUUUGUAUAAUCGGGCACUCGUUCUUUUUCUGAGAUACAAAUGAGAAAACCUGAAUUAUUAAGCAUCAUCUCAGAAUAUAUAAAUACAAGUUCAUAUGUUCUGUGACGGAGAAGAACAUAAUCAGGUUUGGUGGUGAUGAUCUGAAUAGACUGGAUCUCUGUGUUCCCCCUGGACCUCAUUAUGGAAAUCAAGGUGGAGCUGAUAUGGGGGAGGGAUGCGUUCGGAAAAAAAAGAGUGAAAUAAACAGCUAUUUAUAUCUUAGCCAUGUGAUUAAAGGAUUAUCUGAACAGGCUCCUCCCAAACUUGCAUUAUGAGCUUUGUUUGAUAUAAUAAUAGGGGAGACUGGCACUAGCUGUCAUAUCUUCAGUGAAUAUUUCUCAGGGUUGUUAAAUUUUACAAGGCAAUUUAUCUACAGACACAUAUCUUAUGGUCUUUGUAAAAAAAAAAAAAAAAAAGCUGUUUUCUCAACAAAAAAAAAAAAUUCAGUUGUCAGAGUGGGAAUUAAAAAGCCUAUUUUAGGCCCCUGAAAACAAGUCCCAGUCUCUAGACAUUAUAACAGACCUGGUGGGAACAUAAUGCCACAUCUUUAGUUUUUAAUAUGCAAAAACAUCCAAGGAAGGGGUCAGAAUGAGCUCUCAAACCAUCACCCCUCUUCAUUCCUGAGAUUCUUUGUGUUUAGAUGUUUGCUGUAAUGCUUAAAGUUCCUCGUAAAUGUGUUAUGUUGUACUGUGGUGUUGUGAAAAAUCAUGUGUAUUGAUUACAUCCAUCAAUUCAUUUUGAAAAACAAAGCUACAAUGCACUAGAGAUCUGAAUAAUAAUAGUGCGCCCAUGGUAAUAUGUUUGUGUGCUUUCUGGAAGACCCAAUCGUUGAUGAAGAAACAACAUACAUGCGUAAAUUUCACUAGUUCUUCCAUUGUUGAAGGUCCUUUCACAUGACUUGCAUCAACAUCUGCAAUUUCAUUGAACAUCAUGCUACAGCGUUAUCCCUGACACACAUUGUCUGCAGUCACAUGCUGUAACACAAUGCUCAAAAUUAUAACCGUUUCCCACAAUGUUGAAGAAAUAUUCAUAGACAAUGUAAGGGAGAGGAGAUGGACCAGUUGUAGAAAAUGAAUGAAAAAUAAUUAAAUAC